UGUUCCAUUCGAUAAUAGCGGACAGUACGACAAUGUUGUACCUAUUAUUGACUUUCGCAAGUGUAGCUGGGCUUUUAUAUUUCUAUUUUACAAGAACUUUCAACUACUGGAUUCAUAGAAAUGUACCUGGACCAAAACCGCUACCAUUGUUUGGCAAUAUUAAAGAUUGCGUAUUAAGACGUAAGCAUACUGCGUUAGUUUUCAAAAGCAUUUACGAUGCAUAUCCUAACGAGAAGGUGGUUGGAGUUUACACAAUGACCAUGCCGUGUCUACUGCUGCGUGACUUGGACAUCAUUAAGCAAGUCAUGAUUAAAGACUUUGAACUAUUCGUCGACAGAGGCGUCUCAUUUAGUGAAGAAGGACUAGGACUUAACCUGUUUCAUGCUGAUGGCGAUGCAUGGAGAGUCCUGAGAAACAGAUUUACAACAGUUUUUACUUCUGGUAAACUGAGGAACAUGUUGUAUCUUAUGACUGAAAGAGGUGAACACUUUGUUGAGUAUGUCGACAAAAUUUGUGCAAAACAACCGGAACAACCUAUACAUCUCCUCGUUCAGAAGUUCACAAUGGCUACUAUUUCAGCAUGUGCUUUUGGUUUGGACUUAGAUGAAGAUAUGUACCAAGUAUUGGACAAAAUAGACAAAAGUAUUUUUACUGUAAAUUACAGCAAGGAGUUAGAUAUGAUGUUCCCAGGCAUAUUAAAAAAGUUUAAUGGUUCACUAUUUCCAAAAUAUAUAAGUAAUUUUUUUCAUAAUCUCACCCAAACAGUGAUUAAGCAAAGAGGAGGACUCCCGACAAACAGAAAGGAUUUAAUGGAUGUGAUUUUGGAGUUGAGACAACAGAAAACAAUUGAAGCACCGAAGAAAAUGGACAAAGAGAAUCUGAGGAUAGUUGAACUGACUGACAGUGUGAUUGCGGCGCAGGCAUUCGUGUUCUAUGCCGGUGGCUACGAGACCAGCGCAUCCACCAUGACGUACAUGUUCUAUGAACUGGCGAAAAAUCCUGAUAUACAAGAUAAAGUAAUUGCAGAAAUUGACGAAGUUCUUAAACGAUACAACGGCGAGAUAACCUAUGACAGCUUAAAUGAAAUGACUUAUUUGCAACAAGUAUUUGAUGAAACUUUGCGGAAAUAUCCACUUGUAGAUAAUUUGCAACGCAACGCUCAAACGGACUACAUAAUUCCAGGCACUAAUGUUACUAUCAAGAAAGGACAAACUGUAUUUGUGAAUGUUUUGGGUAUUCAACACGAUCCUAAAUACUACCCCAACCCAGAUAAGUUUGAUCCUGAACGGUUUAGUCCUGACAUUGAAAAAAAUAGACAUUCAUGUGCUUAUUUACCUUUUGGAACUGGACCUAGGAACUGCAUAGGCAUGCGGUUCGCUAAAGUACAGUCCCGAGUCUGCGUAGCUAAGUUCCUAUCCAAGUUCAGAGUGGAGCCUUCGAAAAAGACACCAGUGAAGUUGGAAUACGAUCCCAUGCGACUUGUUUUAUUCCCAAAGGGAGGAAUUCACUUAAAUGUUUUAUGUAGAUAAAUGAAAUCUAUCAUUCGACGGACAUGAGAACUAAAUCAAUAUAAGAAAUGGUUGUUAUUAAAAUAAGUAUACAUAACGUAAUAAAAAUGAGUUUAGUAUCAAUUGGUUGUAUACUGUAAGGAUGCUAUGCAGUUGUUUUUAAUAAAUAAAUAAAAUAAUAUAUUAUAAUAUAAAUUAUAUUUAUAAAUAAAGUUAGUAACUAGAUCCUUAGUCCAGUCUAGUUACUUAUAACUAUGGGUAACCGCAGUUUUGUUCUAGUGUGUACAUAAUAGCUAAUAUUUCAUGACUAGCGGCCGCCUGCGACUUUGUCAGAGUAAAAAGAAAACUAGCCUGUUAUAUGCCCGCCGUAUACAGUUUUAAUGUAUAAAUUCUUUUGUAAAAACUAAAAAUUUUUUUGGGCUUCUGUUUCACUUAGUCGAAAUUAUUUCCCUAAAGGUCUAAAGUGGGGGGAUCAAUAUUUGGAUAGAACAAUAUAACGUUAUUCCUUCAACAGAAUUGCUUGAAAAUUUACAUGAACACUUCUCAUAAUAAAGAAUUAAAUACGUAUUUCAGACUUUUUUUAAUUUAUUCGAUAAAGAUGUAACCUGAGGAACUAAAGUUUGUUUUAAACUCUACAUGAAUAAACUCGUGGGAAACAGCUGCCAGUCUAUUAUAGCGCCUAGAAUAAAAAUAAAAUAUUCUACUACGUAUUACUACCGGUUCAGUUUGGUGGUUGCAUGCAUCAGGCGUUAGAUAUAUAACAAGUUGGUUCAUUUUCUUUUUACAAUAUUUUAUAUUUUUU
Messenger RNA from Papilio xuthus (Asian swallowtail), 2310 nucleotides. Its product is annotated as cytochrome P450 6B5-like. The coding region runs from base 33 to 1529 and encodes 498 amino acids. NCBI's taxonomy places the organism in Eukaryota, Metazoa, Arthropoda, Insecta, Lepidoptera, Papilionidae. The record is from RefSeq and is a predicted model, not a curated record. The transcript is spliced from 2 exons. Gene Ontology annotation, molecular function: monooxygenase activity; heme binding; iron ion binding.